This is a messenger RNA of Oncorhynchus tshawytscha (Chinook salmon), 1646 nucleotides long. Its product is annotated as ras-related protein Rab-4B-like. The transcript is spliced from 8 exons. The record is from RefSeq and is a predicted model, not a curated record. Gene Ontology annotation, molecular function: GTPase activity; GTP binding. Bases 183 to 827 code for a protein of 214 amino acids. Lineage: Eukaryota; Metazoa; Chordata; Actinopteri; Salmoniformes; Salmonidae. Gene Ontology annotation, cellular component: endosome. Gene Ontology annotation, biological process: regulation of endocytosis; Rab protein signal transduction.
GUUGAAAUUUUCGUCAUCACGUCCUGUCAACCCUAUGCCUCUGUCUUGGAUGGUAAAUGAGAUGAACUCUUCUGAUUAAAUGGGAUUUAUGCCAAUUUGUGAAAUAUAGUCUUCAUAUUUGAUAAGCAAAUAGUUUGUAAUUGACAUUGCGGCACUUGAAGAGCUUGAAGACAUCAAAGGAAAUGACAGAAACGUAUGAUUUCCUUUUUAAAUUCUUGGUGAUUGGAAGUGCAGGAUCAGGGAAAUCCUGUCUUCUCCAUCAAUUUAUAGAAAACAAGUUCAAGCAGGACUCCAGCCACACCAUUGGGGUGGAGUUUGGCUCCCGGGUGGUGAUGGUCGCCGGUAAGACGAUCAAGCUGCAGAUCUGGGACACAGCUGGACAGGAACGAUUCCGGUCAGUGACUCGCAGUUAUUACAGAGGGGCAGCAGGGGCUCUCCUGGUUUAUGACAUCACCAGUCGGGAAACGUAUAAUGCCCUGACCAACUGGUUGACAGACGCUCGAACGCUGGCCAGUCCAAACAUUGUCAUCAUCCUGUGUGGGAACAAGAAAGACCUGGAGGCUGACAGAGAGGUCACCUUCCUUGAGGCAGCCCGCUUCGCCCAGGAGAACGAACUGAUGUUCCUGGAGACGAGUGCCCUCACCGGAGAGAAUGUGGAGGAGGCCUUCCUUAAAUGUGGUCGCACCAUCCUCAACAAGAUAGAUUCAGGUGAGUUAGACCCGGAACGGAUGGGCUCAGGGAUCCAGUAUGGUGAUACAACGGUGAGACAGCUUCGCCAGUCGCCACAGGCUGGCUCAGCACAGGGCAGAGAUCAGUGCAACUGUUAAAGGCUAAUGCUAACCUAGCUCUAAGACACACAGAACCCAUGUCUCCAGGCCCCGAUGUAAAUCUAUCUUCUAACAGUCUCUGCACACUCAGGCCUUUGGAGGACUGCCCUGUGACUCUUGACCCCUGCACUUGGACUACUUCUGGAGAGACCCUGUGUAAAAAUGUGGGCUCGGUUGUCACGGAGCUAUCUGGGUUGUCACGGAGCUACUCUCCUCCAGGCCUUUCUCUCUCUGACUACUGCUCCAGUCCGUGUCGCCAGGGAAUACAAGUGACAUCAGCAGAGAGGACUGAUCAGUCACAGAGCCAGGCCAAUGGACACACACAGGACAUUUGUUUUCAAUGUUUUUACUCAGAAGCAGCCACAGCAGCUCACAAACCUCUCACUGUUCAAACUCUGAUGGUGUAAGGAGAACAUCAGACGUUAAUUUGUGUCUAAUCUCUAUAAAAGUUAAGCCUAUUUAUUGGUUGUGUUGAAAGCUGUAAGAUAUUGUAAAUAUAUCAAAAGGAAAUAUAACAUUUAUGUGAUAUUUGUGUACAAUGUUUUAAGAGACUGAAAAAAAGCUGGGGACUUGUUGUAGUCACCGUGUACACAUACUGUAAUGUGUGAAUGUGUGUGUGAAAAUUGUUACAACGUUAAAGCUGGAAUCCUUAUCGGUGAAACAUCUUGUUUGCUCUAUUACAACAACAAAGAAGUUACUUCAAACAAUGAACACUGUUUUUCCCCCUCAGACAUCAUUGCAUGGCAGAGGAGGCUGGUGGGAGGAGCUGUAAGAGGAUGGGCUCAUUGUAAUGGCUGGAAUGGAGUAAAUGGAACAUAG